Drosophila willistoni is the source of this 1183-nucleotide messenger RNA. It is a transcript of the gene Tim23, whose product is annotated as mitochondrial import inner membrane translocase subunit Tim23. Gene Ontology annotation, cellular component: TIM23 mitochondrial import inner membrane translocase complex; mitochondrial inner membrane. The record is from RefSeq and is a predicted model, not a curated record. Gene Ontology annotation, molecular function: transmembrane protein transporter activity. Gene Ontology annotation, biological process: protein import into mitochondrial matrix. The transcript has 4 exons. Lineage: Eukaryota; Metazoa; Arthropoda; Insecta; Diptera; Drosophilidae. Bases 189 to 809 code for a protein of 206 amino acids.
UAGAGAAAAAAAAGUCAAAAAACAAAAGCAGAGCACGAGCAGGGAAAACAUUGGCUUCCCCCCAGUUGUGUGUUGUGAACUUUAAUAAUUCGAUUUGGCAGCUGAUUGUAAACAUUAAAUUCGUAUAUAUAGUCCUUGGCCCCCUUCACAAAGCGAACAAAUUCAAAAACAAAAAAAAAGAAUAGAAAAUGAGUGACGACUACUUAAGGAAACCCUUCUCAUUGGCGCCCGCACCAGCCGUUGACGAUGCAACAACAAAAACAUAUACGCCAGCAACAAGCACAUUUAGCAGUGCACCCGUAUCGCCAUAUCUCAACUAUGAUUCCCGCUUUCUGCAGCAGUCCCAGCCUGAGUUUAUAUUCCCGGAGGGAGCGAAUAAGCAGCGCGGUCGAUUUGAACUUGCCUUCUCACAAAUAGGCACAUCGGUUAUGAUUGGCGGCGGUGUUGGUGGUCUGGCCGGAGUCUACAAUGGUUUCAAAGUAACCAACGCACUUAACCAAACGGGGAAGCUGCGACGAACCCAAUUAAUCAAUCACAUAAUGAAACAGGGUUCCGGCACGGCGAAUACUUUAGGCACUUUGGCGGUGUUGUAUUCGGCAUGUGGAGUGUUGUUGCAAUAUGUUCGUGGUGAGGACGACCAUGUAAAUACAGUGAUUGCGGGAUCUGCCACUGGACUGCUAUACAAAUCAACAGCUGGCCUCCGAAGAUGUGCACUCGGUGGUGCUAUUGGCCUUGGCAUUUCGUCGCUCUACUGCUUAUACCUGCUGGCGCAAGAAAACAGCACAGACUCAAGACCAAAAUUCCUGUAGAUUUCAAUAAUUGGCUAAGCUUUUUGUAAGCUCAAACCGAGAUACGCGAACAACAAAAAUUGAAGGAGAAAAAAAACACAACUACACAAAUAUCGACGUGUAGAGAGGUCGCUUCGAAGCGCUUAACCAAGAAAGUGAAGUUUUGUUUUAUAUUAUAAAUAUACGUACACUUAACAUAUAUAUAUAUAUAUAUAUAUAGAUGUGGACAAAUAUAUAUAUAUAUUAGGGAUACCGAGACGACCGUCAAUCGUUUUAUGUUCAAGCAGGCUUUAGUUAUAACAUAUACCAAAAUUCUAGAUCCUUUCACAACUCUGUACAAAAGAAAAUGGAAAAAAUACAUACUAAAAUGCUUUGGUAUGCAACGUGCCGUAAAA